Molecule: messenger RNA, 1410 nt
Organism: Seriola aureovittata
Lineage: Eukaryota; Metazoa; Chordata; Actinopteri; Carangiformes; Carangidae
Gene: elovl8a
Product: ELOVL fatty acid elongase 8a
Exons: 8
Coding region: 107-907 (266 amino acids)
Biological process (GO): fatty acid elongation, saturated fatty acid; fatty acid elongation, monounsaturated fatty acid; fatty acid elongation, polyunsaturated fatty acid
Cellular component (GO): endoplasmic reticulum membrane
Molecular function (GO): fatty acid elongase activity
Source: RefSeq, a predicted model, not a curated record
ACACACAGAGAACAGGUGGCUUCUUACCUCAGUGCUGCUUGACACGUGGUGGAGAUGCGCUUUGAGGUCGGACGGUCUGAGGAGCAGAAGCAUCAGAACCAUCACAAUGAAGGUUCUCACCCUGUGGCAGAAAGUCCAGUUAUUCUACCAAGAGAUCCUGGAAAAUGGAGACAAGAGAACAGACAAGUGGCUGCUGGUCCACUCUCCUGGUCCAAUCAGCUGCAUCUUCCUGUGCUACCUGAUGGUUAUAUGGGCCGGGCCGAAGCUGAUGGCGGAGAGGCAGCCGGUCAACCUCAAACCUGUCCUCAUCGUUUACAACUUCGCCAUGGUCUGCCUGUCUGCCUACAUGUUCUACGAGUUCACAGCCUCUUCCUGGUCGGCCGGUUACAGUCUGCUGUGCCAGCCAGUCGACUACAGUGACAGCCCACCGGCCAUGAGGAUGGCCCGAGUGUGCUGGUGGUUCUACUUCUCCAAGGUGAUCGAGCUCAGUGACACUAUAUUCUUCAUCCUGAGGAAGAAGAACGGUCAGCUGACCUUCCUGCACGUCUACCAUCACGCCACCAUGAUCUUCAACUGGUGGGCCGGGGUUAAAUAUGUGGCUGGCGGCCAGUCUUUUCUGAUCGGCCUGAUCAACUCCCUGGUGCAUGUAGUGAUGUAUUUAUACUACGGCCUGGCAGCGCUGGGACCCGGCGUGACCAGAUACCUCUGGUGGAAACGCUACCUCACCUCCCUUCAGCUGCUCCAGUUUUUCAUAGUAACCAUCCACACCACCUACAACCUGUUCGCCGACUGCGACUUCCCCGACUCCAUGAACGUGGUCGUGUUGGCCUAUUCUCUCAGCCUCAUCGCUCUCUUCAGUAACUUCUACUACCACAGCUACCUCGCCAAGAAGACCAAGAAGACGUGAGGAGAAGAAGAAAAGACGUCAGGUGUUUAUGAUCCGCUCCGUGGACAGAAAAGAGCUGAGAUGAAAGGAUCUGAAAACAGGGAAAAUGAGUGAUGACAGAGGGAAUAAAAAAAAAAAAAGCAAUUUAUACUUCUCUGUUAUGUUAAUUACUUCAUGUUAAUUAUGUUAUGUUAAUUACUGCAUUUGUCAUAUGUGCAAAUACAUUAACAUGUGUAUGAAAAGCUACACAAACUGAGAAAUGGAGCAUAUUUAUGAUUUUUUAAGGGUAAAACCAAACGUGUGUUUUGACAUAUUUGUGCCGUUAACACACACAUGUACACACACACACACACACACACACACACACACACACGCACGCACACACACACAGAUGUUUAUUAUACUCAUGAGCGUCUUCCAUUAGUUCUUUCUUUUCUUUCAUCCAGUACAAGAGCUCAAGCACAGUCAACACACAUUAACCCUUGUUUCAUCACUCCCCUCCCCCAGCUGCUAAUAGAUGAGAC